AAAGUAAGGGGUGACGCGUUUGCGGCGAUACAAUUGAAAAGAAAGCAGGAACAAGUAAUUGUGUGUGUCGCGAUCAGUGGAACAACAAGGGAGCAAAUAGAUCGGAUGGAAUGUACGAGUAACGGUGUUCAACCAUUAGACACGCAGCUUGAUCAACUCUCCCCCGCGCUGGAUCCUCUACAUUUAGGCCUGAUGGAGCUGGGCACGCCACGAGCGCUGACCACCGGGGAACACACAACACGCUCUGCCCCCCAUCGCCGACCUUGAAAGGAGGGACACUCAGCUACUCCUAACCUUCCUUUCUCCCCUCUUCCACUACCUCAUCUGGUACACCUCUGUCCUCCCCCUCCCUUCCUCCCCCCUCCCUGGUCCUGAGAUGGUGAUGGUGAUGAUGAUGAAGCUGAAGCAGAACCUGCUGGUGGCCUGUCUGGUCAUCAGCUCAGUCACAGUCUUCUACUUGGGUCGUCACGCCAUGGAGUGUCACCACCGYAUCGAGGAGCGCAGCAGCCAGCCUGGGGACCAAGGGCUUCUGGGGGGCCUUCAGGGGCCAAGAGGGUUGCUCCUGGGGGGCUCUUUGAGCUCCUCCACCAUCCUGCGGGGCUCUGGUCCCAGGGGCCAUAACCUCUCCGUUCCAUUCGUCUACAACAAGGACAUGCCCCUAGUGUUCAUUGGAGGGGUUCCCAGGAGUGGGACAACGUURAUGAGAGCCAUGCUUGAUGCUCACCCUGAUGUUCGGUGUGGAGAGGAGACCAGGGUUAUUCCACGUAUCCUGGCCAUGAAACAGAUGUGGUCGCGGUCGGGGAGGGAGAAGAUGCGUCUGGACGAGGCCGGGGUGACGGACGAGGUCCUGGACGCUGCCAUGCAGGCCUUCCUCCUAGAGAUCAUCGUGAAGCACGGCGAGCCCGCCAACUUUCUCUGUAACAAGGACCCCUUUGCUCUGAAGUCCCUCUCCUACCUGGCUAAGAUCUUCCCGCACGCCAAAUUCUUGCUAAUGAUCCGGGACGGACGCGCCUCGGUCCAUUCCAUGAUCUCGCGUAAGGUGACGAUCGCUGGCUUUGACCUGGGCAGCUACAGAGACUGCCUGACCAAGUGGAACAGGGCCAUAGAGACCAUGUACACUCAGUGCCUGGAGGCCUCAGACAAGUGCCUGCCGGUGCAUUACGAACAGCUGGUGCUCCAUCCAGAGAAGUGGAUGAGGACGCUGCUCAAAUUCCUGGACAUUCCCUGGAACGAGGCGGUACUUCACCAUGAGGAACUCAUAGGGAAAGCAGGAGGUGUCUCCCUCUCCAAGGUGGAGAGGUCUACAGACCAGGUGAUCAAGCCGGUCAACGUGGAGGCCUUAUCCAAGUGGGUGGGCAAGAUCCCUGCGGACGUACUGAGGGACAUGCCCGUCAUCGCCCCCAUGUUGUCCCGUCUGGGGUACGACCCCCACGCCAACCCUCCCAACUACGGCCAGCCAGACCCCAAGGUCCUUGACAACACCAGGAGGGUGAGUAGGGAAACGAAUGACAGUGACAUGUCAACCCACAACACAUACCCCAAACACACUCUCACCCACACAACUCUAGUGAACAGGGAAACAUGUUAA
Messenger RNA from Salvelinus sp. IW2-2015, 1588 nucleotides. RefSeq names its product protein-tyrosine sulfotransferase 1. The record is from RefSeq and is a predicted model, not a curated record. Gene Ontology annotation, cellular component: Golgi apparatus. Lineage: Eukaryota; Metazoa; Chordata; Actinopteri; Salmoniformes; Salmonidae. Gene Ontology annotation, molecular function: protein-tyrosine sulfotransferase activity. Gene Ontology annotation, biological process: peptidyl-tyrosine sulfation.